AUGGCUAGGCGCCUCACAGCUGAAGAGAAAGGAAAAUAUUUAGCCACUGGAUUUAUGGAGCCACAAAUCAAGAGGAUUAGAGCCCUGCCGUUAGAUACUACGACUUUGAUCGAAGAGAACUCCCGAACUCUGAUAGGAAGGCUAACAAACCCGACAGAGCAACGUCUUUGGGCCCUCAUCCCCUCUCUACCUAGAAAAUGGAAUGCACAAGGUAGAGUGAUAGGGUCAAAUCUUGGGAAUACAUGUUUCCAGUUCAGGUUUGAGAAGGAAGAAGAUCCACAGAGAGUUCUAGAUAACAGACCUUAUCACUUUGGGUACUGGAUGGUCAUCCUAGAGAAAUGGCAGCCUAUCAUUGCUGAUACGUUCCCCUCAACCAUACCUUUUUGGGUCAAGAUCAAAGGAUUGCCUCUCCAUUUCUGGCAUGAAGACAUGAUAUGCAGGAUUGGAAAGGAGCUGGGAACUUAUGAGAAGCACGAACUGACAAAGACAUCUGCAAGAGUCAGAGUGGCAGUAAACGGCCUCAACCCACUGGUGAAAGAAACUAUAAUAGAAUUCGACUCAGGUGAAGAAAGCAAAAUCACCUUGGAAUAUGAGCGCCUAGAGAACCACUGCACAAUUUGUCUGCUUCUUUCACACAAGAGUGAACAUUGUCCAUCACGAGCCCCUGAACCAUCACCAAGAGAGAAUCCCCGACUGGAGAUUGCAAGUGACCGCAUGAAUCAGCCAACAGAGACCACUAGUCUCUAUCAAGCUCGGAAGUACCCAUCUCAACAUGAAUCUUCCCACAAGGAGAGAGGGAAAGUAGCAGAGACUUCACACAGAGAGUGGAUAGACAUGGGAGAACCUUUGGGGAUAGGGUUAGUACAAGACACACCAGGAACCUUCCACCGGUUCAAGAACGUCUCUUGGUGA
Messenger RNA from Brassica oleracea var. oleracea, 912 nucleotides. RefSeq lists its product as uncharacterized. Lineage: Eukaryota; Viridiplantae; Streptophyta; Magnoliopsida; Brassicales; Brassicaceae. The transcript has a single exon. The record is from RefSeq and is a predicted model, not a curated record. Bases 1 to 912 code for a protein of 303 amino acids.